This is a messenger RNA of Diceros bicornis minor, 7733 nucleotides long. RefSeq names its product family with sequence similarity 199, X-linked (gene FAM199X). Bases 253 to 1419 code for a protein of 388 amino acids. The record is from RefSeq and is a predicted model, not a curated record. The transcript is spliced from 6 exons. NCBI's taxonomy places the organism in Eukaryota, Metazoa, Chordata, Mammalia, Perissodactyla, Rhinocerotidae.
GACUGAGGCGGCUGCAGAGGCCCCUGAGGUGCUGACUGGGUGGCCGGCGGGCCGCGGUGGCCUCGAGCAGCCUCUUCGGCGGCCGCGCACUCCCCGGGCGGCGGCGGGCCGCGGCGCUCAGCCUGCCAGUGAGCUGCGGCGGGCACACCCCGCGCGGCGGCGGCGACAGCGGACAGGUUAGAGUGGGGGCAGGGGCGGGCGCGGGAGCAGCCCGGGGCCCGAGAGGGAGCCCGAACCAGGCCAUCUCCAACCAUGUCCGACGAGGCGUCGGCCACCACCUCGUACGAGAAGUUUCUAACCCCCGAGGAGCCCUUCCCGCUUCUGGGACCCCCUCGCGGGGUGGGCACCUGCCCGAGCGAGGAGCCAGGUUGCCUGGACAUCAGCGACUUCGGCUGCCAGCUCUCAUCUUGCCAUCGCACCGACCCGCUCCACCGCUUCCACACCAACAGGUGGAACUUAACUUCUUGUGGAACAAGUGUUGCCAGCUCAGAAUGCAGUGAGGAGCUGUUUUCAUCAGUUUCUGUUGGAGAUCAAGAUGAUUGCUAUUCUCUGUUGGAUGAUCAAGACUUCACUUCUUUUGAUUUAUUCCCUGAGGGGAGUGUCUGCAGUGAUGUCUCUUCUUCUAUUAGCACGUACUGGGAUUGGUCAGAUAGCGAGUUUGAAUGGCAGUUACCAGGCAGUGACAUUGCCAGUGGGAGUGAUGUACUUUCUGAUGUCAUACCCAGUAUUCCAAGUUCACCUUGCCUGCUUCCUAAAAAGAAAAACAAGCACCGGAAUUUAGAUGAACUUCCUUGGAGUGCAAUGACAAAUGAUGAGCAGGUGGAAUAUAUUGAGUAUCUGAGUCGUAAAGUCAGUACUGAGAUGGGUCUUCGGGAGCAACUUGAUAUUAUUAAAAUAAUUGAUCCUUCUGCUCAAAUCUCCCCUACAGACAGUGAGUUUAUUAUUGAACUUAACUGUCUCACAGAUGAAAAACUGAAGCAGGUCAGAAAUUAUAUCAAGGAGCAUAGCCCUCGCCAACGGCCUGCAAGAGAGGCCUGGAAGAGAAGCAACUUUAGUUGUGCAAGCACCAGUGGAGUGAGCGGUGCCAGUGCCAGCGCCAGCAGCAGCAGUGCCAGCAUGGUCAGUUCUGCAAGCAGCAGUGGGUCCAGUGUUGGAAACUCUGCUUCAAACUCCAGUGCCAACAUGAGUCGAGCACACAGUGACAGCAACCUGUCUGCAAGUGCAGCAGAGCGGAUUCGGGAUUCAAAAAAGCGAUCCAAGCAGCGGAAGUUACAGCAGAAGGCCUUACGCAAGAGGCAGCUGAAAGAGCAGAGGCAGGCUCGGAAGGAGAGGCUCAGUGGGCUCUUCCUUAAUGAAGAAGUGCUGUCCUUGAAAGUGACUGAGGAAGACCACGAAGCAGAUGUAGAUGUUUUGAUGUAAUAAGAGUGAAUUUAUCAGCGUUCUUUCUAAGCAUUAAAGUAUUCUAUCCUUAUUUGUUUACAUGCAUCUUGACCAAACUUUUGGUUAGGGCUGUGCUGAUGUACCAUUCAUAAUUUAGGCCAGUGGUUCUCAGCAGGUGGUCCCCAGACUAGCAGCUUCAGCAUCACCUGAGAAGUUGUUAGAAAUACAUACUAUCGGGCCCCACCCCAGACCUAGUGAAUUAGAAACUCUGGGGGAGGGACCCAGCAUUGUAUCUUAACAAGCACCAGGUUAUUCUGCCGCCCACUCUGGUUUUAAGAACCACUGAUUUAGUAAAUGUUUUGACUAUUUAAACUUUAGGGUGGUUAAGUGGGCUUUUUCAAAGACUAGUACUUUUACAGUUUAGAGGAUUUCAAGGUACUGCUGACAAGUAGUUUACUGUCAGUAUAUGUACGUGUGUAGAGAUUAUAAUUGUUUCCUUCUUAAUGUUACAAGUUCUUAGUUUACUUUUCUAAAGGGCCAUAGCAUAAUUCUCAAUUCCUAGUGGACAUCUUUUUUUGAGGUUGUAGGGGUGGGGUGUGGAUUUCUGUUUACAAUAGUGCCUUCAUUAGGUUUAGUUGUAUCUGUUUUCAUUCAUUAUUAACUCAAAGGUGUAAAAAUAGGCCCUAAUAUCUUUCCUGUUAGGUUUGUUUUUGUUUUUCACUUUAUGUGAAUUCAGAAUCCUUUCUGUAAGUGAUAACUACUGAAGAAAUAGUGUUACUAGUAGCUGAAUUUUAGACUUGAUGCUCCAUUCAAAUGGAGAAAGCAAUUAAACAAAACAACCAAUUCUGCUUUUCCACUGCUUUUUGAAAUUUUAGGCUGUGAAGCUGUCUCAAAGGCAGAAAAUAUCUCUCUCAAGUUCUUUUUGUAGGUCAUUUUUUUUCCAGCACAGCUCUAAUUUUUAAAUAGUUGACAUAACAGCUUCUGGCAUGUGAACAGGUAAAUGUUCAAAAUUAACUAAAGAAAACCCUUACAGUUCUGCUAAACUUCUCUAUAAAUUGCUAGAAAUACACAAAGCAGUGAGAUAUAGCAAAAAAAAAAGUUAGCUUGUUAGCUGCUAAUAGAACUCUAAUUUUAAAUGUGAAAUCAUGGAGUUUCUUUAAAUGUUUUCAUGGAGAGUUUGUUAUCAUGAACUUUAGAAGUAGUGUGAUUCCUUUUCUUCUACCAUAUGUCUUUAAAUAUUCACGUGGGUUAAAAAAGAUGGAAACUGAUACUACUGACAAUCAAGCUGCUUUCUGACUUUCAUAAUUAAUUUCUUUUUAUUGUGGAUAACUUUUGAGAGGUAAUCAUGAUUCUUUAGGAGAAGUUGUAAUCGAUAUUUUUUUAAACUUUAGAGUCACAGGUUGAAAGGAUUUCUACUUUUUUUAACUUUUUAUCAUAAUCAAGUAACUUGUUAAGAAAAAGAUUAACGACUUAAUUCUUAAUUCUCAGUUGAUAUAAAGGCUUAACCUUUGCUUACAAUCAUGUGUUUUGAAAAAUUUGAUUUCAUUUUGGUUCCUUGAAGGUUAAAGAAUUGAAACUGAGGAUAAAAAUUGAUAUAUUGCAGCUUUGCUGAGGUCUGUGGUAUGGGUGUAACAUUUUGAAGACUACUAAAUUUAUACUUUAAAAUUUUGCUAAAAUAAAAGUAUGUAUGUAUAUGGUUAUCAGUUGGAGUAGUCCUUCUCACUUUCCUCUUACCCCCUCUUUGGUACUCCUAAGCAGCUUAGAGGGCCCAAAGAGAGCUUGGGGAUAGACCCCAGAGUACUCUGAGGAAGGUGGAAAGGGUCAACCUUGCUGUGUUUUCCCUUCCAAGUAUAGGAAGAGUAAAUGGAGAGAAGAGCAAAUACCGCUGAAUUCUCUGCCUGCUCUUAGCAAAAGCAAAAUUUCAGAGAAUGAUUGUCUGUUCUCUUUACCUGCUCUUCAAGGAAAACAGGCCACUUUUGAAGACCAUAGAGCAGCAUUUAUCUAUUAAAUACUUGGAAACAAUUUACUUGACAGUGAUCAGUAAAAGAAAAUCCUAAACAGGGAGUCAUGAUGUAAUAAGAACAAUUUCUCUACUCUCCCCAAAAUCACAUAGUCUUAUUACCUUAGAUUUAACUUAAGUCACUAUUAAACAAGUUUACCAAAGCACCACAAAACCAGUUUAAAAAGUUUAUACAGGUUUGCAUGUUUAUAGCAAAGUGCACCAUGAAAUUUUGUGUAAAUCUGGAUGCACUUUCUUUACGGUACUAUAAAUUAGAGAUAGUCCAUAAAGUUGGUUUGGAGGAGAUUGAAAAUACCUCCUCUGAUUAAAAGAAAAAAAUUAAAACAACUUGAGUUUGCUUAUGAUCGAAGAGGGAGAUUAUAGUCUUUCUCCAUCCCGCUCCCCCCCCCAAAAAAAAACCCAGCAGAAAAAGGCAAAAGUUCUCUUGCCUUUGUUAAUGUGAUAUAGUUUUUUUCUGUUUUAAUGCUUCAUGUAAAUAAUUCAAGUUUGAAUUAUUUCUUUCUUGGAAUAAGUAAAAUUUAUUCAAUCUGGUAUAUCUCUGAGUUCAAUUUAAAACAAAUCCAACUCAGUAUUUUUUCUUUUUAUAUAUAAACCCUAAGUAACCAAUUAAUAAAAACGUGAGACUUAUUUGCCCCAGUGUCAGUUCUCAUCUGUAGAGAACAGACACUGGAGCAAAUGUCUUCCCCUUUAAAAAUAAACCUUGUUAACUGAGGGCAUGAGAAUGUCCCCUCAGAUUUAUCCAGAAACAUUUUAUUAGAGGUCUUGUAUGUAUGUCAAUUAUAUCUCAAUAAAACUGGGAAAAAAAGAGAUUUUUGUAGAAUUCUGUCAGUCCCCACCACAGCGUUUUCAAGUAUGAACCUCGAGUUAAACAAAAUGGCAUAUCUUUUUCUACAGUUUUGCAACUGAAUUAAAGUAAGGCAAUGUAGUAUAAUGUGUAGUAGAGUAUAAAGGGAUAAUUCAUUCUGUCCCAACAAGAACUUAGAAUAAAAUAACACUUUUUUUUUCAUGAGACUUGUCUCAUUUUUUGUUAGGCUGUGGCAGUUUUGUCCGUUUCCUUAGUCCUUUGGGUUAACUGUUAUUGCUGAAUUAAACCCAGAAACUGACUUCUAAUUUAAUGAGUCUAUCAAUUGGGUGGACAUCUCAUUUUAUUUAGAAAUCUCUUAAAAGUGCUAAAUCCCCUCAUAAAGGAAAAAUAUCAGGGAACUACUGUAUAAAGGUAUCCAGAUUCUGAUGAGCUUUAAAAAUUGUGAAAUUUAUCAAAUGUCUUCAUAAUCAAGCCAAAAAUGUUAGUACAUGACAAAUGUAGAAGUCUUAUUUCCAGAUUCUCUAGUAGAGAUUUUUGUUCGUGGCUUACUCUAUAUAGCCUCACGUGCCUUAAAGGUGAACUCUGUACUUUUUGUCAAUAUCAGGCUUUUCCAAACUCAAAAAUAAUCUAAAUGCUGUAAUUCGUUUUAUAAAAUGCCCAUGCUGUUGGAUAUCAGUAAGCAAAGCCAUUAAAUUGAACCAAUCAAUGGUAAUAGGGUGUAUAACAAAACAAAAACCUUCAGAUCAUUGUUUUUUUGUUGUCGUUGUUUUUUGUUUUGCUGAGGAAGAUCGGCCCUGGGCAAACAUCCGUGCCUAUCUUCCUCUACUUUAUAUGGGAGGCUGCCACAGCAUGGCUUGACAAGCAGUGCGUCGGUGCGCGCCCGGGAUCCGAACCUUCGAACCCCGGGGCCACCACAGCGGAGAGCACGCACUUUACCGCUUCCGCCACCGGGCCGGCCCCAAACCUUCAGUUCUUAAAUUUCAUUUGCAUAAGUUUAUUUUUGGCCCAGCUGGGUCACUGGAGAACAUUGAAAGUUAUCUACAGUAUAGCCUAAUGUAUUCUUUUAUUUUUUUUUUCCCUGAAAAAGGUCAUAAGCCAGAAUACUUUGUAAAAUCAGAUAACUCUUAGUAUCUGGAAAAGAUAAUUUUCAAGGCAAAAGUAUUUCAUGAACAGAGAUUAUAUAGCAAGUUGAUGCUCUUGUUAACUUUAGGGAGUCUUUGCAUUCAUUUGUGUAAUAGCUGGAACAUUCCCCUCCCCUUAAACAAAUUACCUUUUAGCACUUUUAUCUUCAAGAAAACUGUUUGCUUGGAAUUGGGAGAAGGUUAAAGUCAGUUUACAGUUUGAGAUGGUUGAUAGGAAAAUUCCCAAUUGCAUUCAAAUAAUAGUAUUGAUGUCAGUAUUGAUACUGACAUUCAACAUAUCUAAACUUAGAGGUAAAUUUAAUCCUUAAAAGGACUAUUAGUUAGAAAAUAAAUAUUUGUGUACACAUGUACUGUGAUAACUUUGGAUUCGUUUUAAGUCUGGCAAAGUAAGAUAAAUUUUAUCUUUACAAUGAAAUUAUGCUAAGUGGGUGAGAAGCAUCUGAGAGAUAUUUAGACCUAGGCAUCUCUGUCAGCAUAGUAUCUGGAACAUAGCUCCUUAGAAUGCUUAAUUCUUAUUUCUUUGGAAAAUAAUUUACUUGUUCCAAAAGGCUUAGAAGGAACUCUGAAAAUUCCUCUGAUUAACUGGCUUUUAAGAGUAAGGAAGUUGCAUGGUAUAGCUGAAGAUCUGAGUUGACUCACUAAAAUUUUAUUUUCAUAUUUUUUCUAAUAUUAAAAUUAUUUUCAUCCUCCCUCACAAUUGUAUUUUAAAUUAAGGUUAUUAAUGUUUUAACCUAGAUCACAUGAUGGUAAAUCAAUAUUUAAUUUACAUUCAUACUGAACUCAGAAAAACUGGUUUGGUCUUCUCUGAUUUCAAUAUGCAGUACAUUUUCUUUAUUGUCAAAUUUCUUUGUUACAUCUUUGUGGUCAAUGGAACCUGUGGAAAUCUGUGUUCUUUUUUUGUGGUGAGGGAUGGGGGUAGAAAAGAGGAGAAUUGCUCUAAUUAUACAUAUGCAUUUUGACUAUAUAGAGGUAGUUGUAGAAUUAAUAUGUAUAAAUGACAAGUUAACACUUACCUAUUCUGAAUUGUUCUAAGGAACAGUGGCCUGAAGCCAUGGCUUGUUUUGUGGAGCUGCUUGCUCUUUAAUAGUAGCUGACCAAUUGGAUUUAAGUUGAGACUUUGGGGUUAGGUUAUCUAGCUGAGGCUUUUAGGAAUGGAGCAGACCAUGUCUGUUCCUGUAGUGGAUCAAUUUAAUUUCCUCCUUGAAUAUUCUAAUUUAGAUAUAGGUAUCAUCCAUUCUAAAUCUUUGUGUUGGGAGUUUAAUAGAACUGUUGUCAACAGCUAUUAAAGAGAAACACAAGUAUAUGUGAAACAUUUCACAGAUGGUUAAACAUUUCGAUUUUUUUGUUUUAGUUUUAAAGAUUAGUUAUGUAGCAUCAAUAUCAUAACCAAAGCAAGUAGGAAGUUGGUUUGGAGAAUCUUCAAGUAGUCUUAAAUACUGUAAUGUAUCAGAUUGUUAUCCAGGAUUAUUUUCCUGUAUUUCUGCUAAAUGUAUUACUAUAUUAAUGCACUUUUGUAUAUAUAACUGUCUUCUGUACAUUCUGUACUUACUACAGUGUAUAUAAAAGCUGUUUUUCCUGAAGCUGUGAGGGGAAAACAAUAGCUGUAACACAAGUCGUUUCUAUUUUGUGUUCCUUCUUGUACUUGAAAGUAGUAGUUCAGUAGUUAUAUCUAAAUGAGUAUGUAUGGUUGUAAUUAAAACUGGCAAUGUGGCAGAACUGUUUUUUGAAACUGAAUAUCAGAAUGAAAAGUGUUGUUCUGGUUAUUAAGAACAAUUGUAAUAUUUUAAUUGUUUCUUUUGAUGUACCAUGGAUUUUUACAAACCCCACUGCUGCUUACUACUUUAUACUUCUGAAUCCACUCCUUUCAUGUUCCAUCCUAGAACAGUUAUCAACAGAGAAGAAUUGCUCUCUUUUCUUUUGCUUACAGUUUGGUUAAGGCUCCAUAAACUUUUGUUUUGUGAAAGCCCCAAUUUCCCAAAUGUCAUUGGCAAAUCAUUUUUUUCUGGGAGAGACCAGAUUUCUAGAGAGAUUAGCAUUCAUAGUAAGUGAAAUUAUGUCUAACUUUUGUUUACAAAAAAUCAGUUCUGUUUUCCUUACAUAUUAGAGUCUUUUUAAGUUAUAUACAAGAAAUGUCUGUGAGCAGUUUUAUGUAUAGAUACAGAGGCAAUUCAGCUUUUCAGCAGCAACUUCAUCUCUUGCCACUAGAGGGAGGUCUGUGGUUGCUCUCUCCUUCGGAAAAUAUCUUAGCUGCUUUUCUUUUGUUUUUAAUUUCAGAGGUUGGAAUCAACCUCAUUCUCAAAAUUCCUUUCGUGAUGUUAAAUAUUUUCAUUUGUUAGUCAAAGGUAAGUUAAUUGAGCUUGUUUAAUAAAGCCAGUCUUAUUCAUGC